AUGGCUUCGCUUUCAGCAUAAAGACCUCAGAAAAAACAAAACUUGUCUUCACAGCAGGAGCUGUAGAAUUAACCUAGUAGGUCACAAUCAUCUAACAAUAGACCGUAAAAAUAGGAUCCUAUUGUUAAUUAGGAAGUAUCGUUUUAGCAAAAAGACUAAUUUGUCUCCUAACAAAAAAGUCUCCAGAAAGAUGAUAUAAUUUCAAAUAAAGUCUCUCUGUAGAACAAUAAUAGCAUCUAACAAUAAUCUGUAUAAAAUAACUUCCUUAGAUAAGAUGAAGUUCUAUAGUUAUCAAAAAAUUAGCAACCACCUAAGAUACUAGUUGAGGCUGUUGAAAAAUGUAGCAAUCUUAUUAAUAGCAUUGAAGAGCGUAUAGGCAAAAUGAAGGGAGUAAUAGAAAUGAAAUCCAAACUAUAACAAUUGAGUGAAACUCUUAAAAAAGCAUAAAAUCAAAAUUUUACAUCAAGUGUACCUUUAUAGUCUCCAGCUUUUCUUAACACAGUAGCUGAGAUCACUGAGAAUUUAGACUUGGUAGACUACCAAACAUUGAAAUAUAGGAAAACCAAUGCAAUUAAGAAGAAGAUGAUAGAAGGUGAUGUGAGGCAAAAACUUAAGGGAUUGAGAUUUAAUAUCGCAUUCCUUGAUAAAAUGAUUGAUGCUCUAUUCUUGAAUAGUAUCAAUCCAGUAAGACAGAUAUCAAAUGAGGAUAAGAAAGAAAUUAUUAUACACUAAGGUGGGCUUAGUUCUAUGUUUAGUUAAUAAGCAAUGCUGAAUCAAAUGGAAGAGGAAAACAAGCAGUAAAAGCUAAGCAUGCAAGCUGAAAACUUCUGUUUCUAGGCAGAUUGCAUGUUCUUUGGAUUUGGAUUGAUUGAAAAUGUUGAGGCAGCUCUUGACUUGUACAUAAAAAGUGCACAGCUUGGUAAUCCUAAAGCAAUGAUGGCUUUGGGCAGAAUAUAUGAACACGGAAUAGGGACAAAAAUAGACUUAUCUAAAGCAUAUUCAUAUUAUGAUGCAGCUGCAAGUUUAAAUGAGCCAUAUGCUCUCUAUUGGCUUGGAAAGUAAUGCGAGACAGGAGAAGUUCCUGAAAUGAAAGGAAUUCCAAAUAUGGCACUUGCUCAUUCAUUUUACAAAAAAGCCGCAGAAAAAGAGUGCAAGGAAGCUUUCUACAAAUUAGGGUACUUCUAUCAAUACGGCAUAGAAAAUGAGAAGAAUCUCUAAUUAGCGAUCAGGAAGUAUGAGGAGGGGGCAGCAUCUGAUUACAGCUAGGCAUUUGAGUGGUUUAAAAAAUCUGCAGAGAGAGGAUACUAUAGAGCAUUGAAUAAUUUAGGCAUAUGCUAUGAACUAGGAUAAGGAGUUGAAACUGAUAUGGACAUGGCUCUUUAGUUAUACAAGGAAAGCGCCUAGAAAGGAUUUUUGUAUAAGGAAGCUGCGAAUAUACUAAUGGAUGUAAUUCAAAAAGAUCAUAACUCGUCAGAAUGCUAUUUCAAUCUAGGUCAACUGUUUGAAAAUGGACUAGGUGUAGAUAGAGAUUACUCAACUGCUUUCAGAUACUAUAAAAAGGCAUCAGUUUUGAAUCAUUCAAAGUCCUUCACAAAAUGUGGGGAUUUAAUAUACUCAGGGAAAGGUUGUGGUAGAAGAGACAAAACAGAAGCUUUCAAAUGCUAUUCAAAAGGAGCUCAACUUGCUGAUCCUGAUGCUUUCAAUAAUCUUGGAUUAAUGCUUGAAAAUGGUUUCGAUGAAAGAGUAGCAGAUCAUGAAUUAGCUAUAGAAAUGUACAAGAAAGCUCUCAAGCUUGGUAACUCAGACUCAGCCAUAAACAUUGCUUUAAUCUAUCUUAAUGUAUAAUAUCAUUCAUUAUUUAUUAAUGGAUAGGGAGUAUGGGUUGAAAAGGAUGUUAAUCAAGCAAAAGUUUUACUAAAACAAGCAUUCAAACAGGGCAAUGAAAAAGCAGCAGAAUAUAUGAUAUCAUUUGGUCUUAUUAAAAGUAGGAAAGACCUCGAGUAGGAAAUGCAAUUGCCAGAUGAAGAAGUAAUCUCAAAUAUUGCACUCUCUUCGAAUGGGUUUAAUUAAGUAAAUAUCAAUCUCAAUAACAACUAAAACAACAACAACAACAAUCUGCAGACAUUCUAGUCUAAGAGGACAAUAUAGGUUGAUGAAAAUAGGUCAAACGUAUUUAACAGUAUAAGCAUUCCUUGGGGCAAGAAUUCAGCUGAUGAAAAUCAACCACCUUAAAGAAGCUCCCUUAGAUCAAUCAAUAAUAACAGUUCUAAAAAUGCAACAGUUACUAAUAAUUAUGGAGGAGGAAGUGCUAAUUAGACGUCUUAAAAUUUUGCAAACGCCUCCUCUAAGAGAUUUUACUAUUAUAAUUGA
Messenger RNA from Stylonychia lemnae, 2370 nucleotides. The record is from the annotation of a GenBank genome assembly. NCBI's taxonomy places the organism in Eukaryota, Ciliophora, Spirotrichea, Sporadotrichida, Oxytrichidae.